Messenger RNA from Mesocricetus auratus (golden hamster), 662 nucleotides. RefSeq names its product intelectin-1a-like. The record is from RefSeq and is a predicted model, not a curated record. The transcript has 4 exons. Bases 96 to 662 code for a protein of 188 amino acids. Gene Ontology annotation, molecular function: oligosaccharide binding. Lineage: Eukaryota; Metazoa; Chordata; Mammalia; Rodentia; Cricetidae.
CAUCUUCUCUAGCUCAAAAGAACCUGGAUACCAACAGGCAGGCCAAUCCUGUGUCUUCCUCUCUGUUCAAAAGCUGCAAGGAAAUCAAGCAGGAGAUGAGCAGGGCACCAGACGGCCUCUAUUUCCUCCGCACUGAGAAUGGUGUCAUCUACCAGACCUUCUGUGACAUGACCACUGCAGGUGGUGGCUGGACCCUGGUGGCUAGUGUGCAUGAGAACAACUUGCAUGGGAAGUGCACAGUGGGCGAUCGCUGGUCCAGUCAGCAAGGAAACAGAAUAGACAGCCCAGAGGGCGAUGGCAACUGGGCCAACUACAACACCUUUGGGUCUGCAGAGGGCGCCACAAGUGAUGACUACAAGAACCCUGGCUACUUUGACAUCCAGGCUGAGAACCUGGGGAUCUGGCAUGUGCCCAACAAUAGCCCCCUGAAAAAUUGGAGGAAGAGUUCCCUGCUGAGAUACCGCACCUUCACUGGCUUCCUGAAUCACAUGGGCCAUAAUCUGUUUGGCCUGUACCAGAGAUACCCGGUGAAAUACGGAGCAGGGAAGUGUUGGACUGAUAAUGGCCCAGCAUUACCUGUGGUCUAUGACUUUGGUGAUGCUCAGAAGACAGCCUCUUAUUACUCCCCCAAUGGCCAGAGUGAGUCUCUAAGUCUCCUCUGA